AUCUUCCAGAAGUUACUGCGAGGCUAGAAGGAGAGCUAGGGACCAGGACCUUGGAGAGAUUAUAUAAAGAUCUGGGAAAUAAACCCUUCAGCUUUGGGAAAGUCCAAAUUCUCAAAUUCUUGGAGGAGUGUCAUAACUGAAGGAGAGAAAGCAAAGAUCAUAGGGGAAAGGACAGCUGAAUUUGAAGAAGAUGUUUUGCCCAGUCACACAAACUGACCCAAGAAAGCAAGGUGAAACAUCUAGAAGAAGGCUAUAGUUGCAGGAAGAUGGCUCUUCAGUCAAAUCAGGAUGUUAUUUCCUCAGCAAUGCAGGAGUUUAACAAAUUACUGAAUCAGCAGGAUUUCACAUAUGCUGUAAUCUCUGAGAAAGACAUGGUUACCAUUGUGGACGACUGGAUGAACUACUACCUUUCAUUCUUCUCACAAAAGAUGUCAGGGGAUCAACAAGAACAGGAGAGAGCCAUGCAAAAACUUCAAGAGGAGCUUCGGUCUUCUGCCAACCCCUUCCUGGACAAGUACAGAGCCUUCCUAAAAUCCCUUUGAGUCUCCCCAUGUCUCCCAUUCCUGUCCCAUGUUUUUAUUUCUAAGAUAUGCCCAAUACUGAACCCUCUAACAAUCUUUUCCUCUCCCCUGAAACCUUGUUGUAUCUCAAUUUCCUCCAACCCUAAAGGGUAUAUACUUCAAUAAAUAUACACAUGGGAAUAUCUGA
Monodelphis domestica (gray short-tailed opossum) is the source of this 708-nucleotide messenger RNA. RefSeq names its product alpha hemoglobin stabilizing protein (gene AHSP). The record is from RefSeq and is a predicted model, not a curated record. Gene Ontology annotation, molecular function: hemoglobin binding. Gene Ontology annotation, cellular component: cytoplasm. Lineage: Eukaryota; Metazoa; Chordata; Mammalia; Didelphimorphia; Didelphidae. Gene Ontology annotation, biological process: erythrocyte differentiation; protein folding; protein stabilization.